Messenger RNA from Marchantia polymorpha subsp. ruderalis, 2063 nucleotides. NCBI's taxonomy places the organism in Eukaryota, Viridiplantae, Streptophyta, Marchantiopsida, Marchantiales, Marchantiaceae. The record is from the annotation of a GenBank genome assembly.
CCAAAUCUGGCAGCGGUCUGGAUGGGGAAAAAACCAUAAGAAGCGGAUCUCCGACCAGAUAUAAACUGGUACGAUGCUCAUGAGAAGCUUAAUGACGUGAGCGAGCGAGCGAGCGCCGGGUGAAAAAACGAUUCUCGCUCGGGAGGAAGGACCCCGAGGGACAAACUGGAGGGAAGGAGUGGGGUGGAGGAAGGACGCGGGGGCUUGGACUGCGUCAUGACUUUUCACCUCUCGCGAUGUGGAGAUCCGCGACGCAUGAGCUGGCCAUGUGGGCGUUCGUAGGGCACUUUUGUGCGAUUGACAGCAAAGCUAGCAAACCAGGCGAGGGUGACGAAGACCUCGGCCCCAGAAAUAGAUCCCCCUUCGCCAUGAAAGACGGUCCGAGUCUAAACCCAACCGCAUCUCCAUUGACCGGGCUCCAUAAUGCGCCUACUCCUGGAGCGAGCGAGCGAGCGGACCCCUUAGCGAGACUUAGGUGACUUUCUGCCGGCCAUGGAUCCGAAGCUGCCCAACACAUCAUGACAGAAUGGAUGUUCGUUCCCCCGGGCUGCGAACGCGCACCUUUGCUCCGUCAACUGCACAGUUGUACCACGGCGAAGUAAUUGCGAAUGGCCGCGGAGGACGUUCAUGAUGUGUCCUACUCCCACCAGAUCUCCCAUACGGUAUAAGAUACGGGCCAUACCUCAGCUUGUCUCCCGUACCGACAGGAGGCGCGGUUGGACACGUUGUAACUUAUCACCUGAGAGAAUAGCUCUCCCCCUUUUCUUUUGGUUAUUUAAUUUCUCCCCGCUUUAGCUUUGGCUUUGGCUUUUAUUAUUUUUAAAAAAAAUUCUUGGCGACUGCUAGCUUCAAUUCCAUGUGUCCCCCUCCGCUUGGACUACAGUAUAACCUCAGCGUCUGAACGAAUUAGGAGUUAAAAGGUAAAUUCAACGGCAUGUGAAAGUAUAUUUCGGGAAGGACGGAGGGGUUUGGUCCAGGUGGAGGACAAUGAGAAUGAGACAGGUCCGUGACAAACUCCAAGAUUUGGUGGCGGGGGGAAACCUCGUUGUCCGCCCUUCCGCGCUCGGCCACAUUCGGCGGUAACAUGGGCCGCGGCAGCGGUUACUCUUCGAAAAUGUGGGAGAGCACUGUGUGAACGUUGCAGCUCUUUGACGCAGCAGCUGCGAAGGCAGGCAGGGAGAGAGAGAGGGAGGGAGGGAGUGCAGACCGUAAUGGCUAUAGUCGCAAUGAUGUAGGGCCCCUUCACAUGAUUCAGCGCCGCAUCGAGCCCACAUCCCUUCGCAUGAUCUCAGUCAGACGAGCUGCCGCAGCCUAUCAGCUCGCACCUUGUGCAAUGGCACGCCCGAUUUAGAUAGAGUCGCCUUGUUUAUUUCCGCCCGGAGCAUACAUCCUAUGCGGUGCCUUCCGCCCAUUGCCUCACGAGAAGGCACAGCUGUUUCACGCCUGAGAGCUCUCAGGCAGGGCAAGGCAAGGCAUGAGCUUUGCAUGGGCCUUUCCCAAGUCUACCCAAACUAACAAGACGUGGUGGUGUUGAACAUUGCUCGAGCUCGCUCCUGUAAUGUCGAUGUGAAUAUGCAGCUGGAGAAUGCCGAGCCGGAUGCUGGACCGGGUCGGUCAUGUUCGUGAUUCGUCUGUUGGCACGGUUUGAGCACCAUUUGCACUAGGUCUAGACUCUGUCUAACUCCGAGGUCAGGAUCAUUCCUCCCUCCCUUCCUAUUGGAGUGAAACAUUAUCAAGUUCGUUGUCAACGCAACUGUCAACGUUGCUGUAUCUGGGCUGGAGGUGACUGGAUGCAUCAUUCUCCUGUGCAAAUUUGGCUCUGUCGAGUAAUUGUUGUUGAAAAACCCAAACUUUACCUCAUCGUAGGAUCGGAUCCGGAUUGAGGAAAACUCUAGCUUUCUCUAGGCUUUAGGAGGAUUUCUCCCCUCAUCCGAGUUGAUCCACAGCUGGAUGUUAGUGUACCUAGACGUAUAGAAAACGGGACGUGAAGACCCCAUCGGCCGGAUAUGUACUUCCCUCCGUCCCUGUCGCUCACUGGGCAAAAUGCUGUAAUCACUAGUCAA